ACACGCUUGCCUCAAACUCACUAAGAUCCCCCUGCCUCAGUCUCUGCCUCUGCCUCUCCAGUGCUGGGAUUAAAGAUAUGUGCAACCACUGCCACCACCUGACUUUGGGUCAAUUUCUUAUGGUGCCAAGGGAACUCUGGAGGCCUUCAAAGCAGGAAGGUAGACAGAAAUUAGUUUCUAGCCCCAACAGACUGGGCGACCUUACUUCAACACAACCACUUCCUUAGCAUUGCCCCUACUGUCUCCAUGGUACUUCACCCCUGUAAAGUCACUGCCAACUUAUCAGCUGCUAGCACCAAAGCUCUUCAGCUAGACAGUCCUUUCUCAAGGCAGCUGACUGUCAUGGCUGACAAGUCCUGGGUCCUCAGUCCUUCCCAAGUGAGUCUUCACAGAGCUGAUCAACUGGCUUUUCCCAGAGGGUAGAAUCUGGAUACCAGGUAGACACCCAGUGGCUUUUGUAAUUACAAUACUUUCUGUAUUCUGUUGAUUUACAAGGGUUAUUACAGAUUUAGGACAAGGGAAAGCAGACUCCUCUUGAAGGGGAGUAGGUACAAGGACGGUGUGGGCUAGACAUGCGCCACACUGCCCCUCAUCCUCCUAAUUAGGGUAAGGAGAUGGCCAUUUCAAGCGCUUGGGCCUGAGAUCAGUCCACAAGGCCAAGGGCAAUGGUUUAUGAGUGUGUGUAACCCUAGUUGAGGCAUGGAGACAGAUGCCUGUGCGUUUGGUACUGACUGCAUCUGUACAGGUCGUUUUCCCAGGUGGCUGGCCUUAGCAGAAACAUGUGUCCUUGAAGCUGCUAACCAGAUGCUAUUGGCAGUAAAAUGGCAUUUGUGUGGGAUUUUCUUUUUCUUUUAGGUCUGGUGUGGUUAAACCAUUCAUUUAUAGUUGUGAGCCAGCUUGUUCUCUGUCAUUUCAUGGCAUUAGUGAUCUGGGAGAAAAUACCCACAGGCCAGUAUGACUGUUGCCUACACAUGAGCUAAUUCACAGUAGCCAAACUCAGGUGAGUCUGGCAGCACAGCACUGGUGAGGAAGCCAUGUAGGCAUGUUAGCUGUGAGCUGGGAGACGACAGGCAACCCAGGACCUGCUUCCCCCAGUACCACAUGGUUUGAGUCCAGAUGUCUUUGUUUGUUCCCUGCUACUCUCUUCUGUGUCCUACUGACAAGCUCCUCUCCAUAGUCCCAUGUUCUGAGGGAUCUGGAUUGCUUUUGAAUCUGAAAUAGUUAGGCAUCUCUACAGAGCAGCAUUUUAGUCACCACCUGACAGAGGGUGGCUCCAUGAGCCAUGCCAGGGUCCAGGGAAGACUAUUCUAGGCUGAGGGAGCAGCCAGCACAUGUACUUGAAAUGCUAAGAGUGCCUGGGCAUUCAGGAACUGGCCAGUCAGCAGAGUGGGUAGAGCUGCUGGACAUCCUUUCUCUGAAUGAGGGAUAUUGUUUCCUUGCUCUCCUGUGUCUGUGUCCUCAGUUUGGUGUGUGUGGUGUUUCGUAUGUGUGGCAUAACCCUGGACUCAGAACCUUCUCCUGAGUGUUGGCAGUGCCAGCUCUGCCCUCAGUCCUGAGGUGUCUAGAAUAAUACAUCAUAUCACAGGUACACAAAGGGCUUUUACGUGACGCCACUCAGUUAAACACUUGAGGGUAGAUGUGUGGUGAUUGAUUUCUCCAGGAGCGGGAAGACUAAGGGAGGUCAGACAUGGUGACUCAACCUGUGUGUUGUCUCGGCACCUGGGAAGUUCAGAUAGUAAGAUUGUACAAAGCCAUCCUGGCCUACAUAGUGAAUUCUAGGCAAGCCUGACACAUAGUUUGAGACCCUAUCUCAACAACCAAACAAACAUAAGAAAGAAGAGAUGGGCUAGGCCCUGAAGAGUGAGAAGGAACCAUGGAGACACACUUCCAUCCUGUGUCCAGUUACCUGUGAGCCCAGUGUGCCAUUUGGUAGUGUGUGGUAGAUCAUGCCAGAAGGAUGCAUUGGGGCUAGAGUUCAAAGAACCUUGAAGGCCACAAAGGAGCUCAGCAUUUGAUAGACAUAAGGUGACAUUGGAAGGCCUUCUGGUUUUGCAGUGGUAGAACUGGAGCCUGGGACUUGCAUCCCCGAGUUGCCCCCAUCACAGGCAGCCUCUUACCAGGCAUGUUCAGAAGAAUGUUAAUGGGCAUGGCUGUAGGUGCAGGAGACGGACAGGCUGAGCGUUCACUUCCAGUUCUCCACAGCUGCCGACCUCCUGAGCCCGUGCUUUGGGGGCUCCAUGGAGUGCUGGCAGCUGGUCCGCUCAGUUGCCCGUUCUUGUCAGUGCUUUGACCGAUUCCUGCUCCAAGGAACACGGUCUUCUUAGAUGGGUCAGAUACUGUGACAUUGGGUUCAGUAGGUUCUGGGAGCCUCAUGGGAAGGCUUGCCUUCCAGUCAGCUUACCAAGGACUUAUGUCCAUUAUGGGGAAGUGGCCUUCUUCGCUCUGACAUCUUUUCUUUCCUUUUUUUUUUUUUUUUUUUUUUUUUUUUUUCCUGGAGCUGGGGACCGAACCCAGGGCCUUGCUCUUGCCAGGCAAGCGCUCUACCACUGAGCUAAAUCCCCAGCCCCUUUUCUUUCCUUUUCUUCCUUCCUUCCUUUCUUCCUUUCUUCCUUCCUUCCUUUGUUUUGUUAUGGUUUUUCAAGAUAGGGUUUUUCUGUGUAGCUCAGACUGUCUUGGAACUCACUCUGUAGACUAGGCUGGCCUCAAACUCACGGAAGUCUGCCUUCCUUUGCCCCCUGAGCUGACAAAGCAUAGAUUGUUGGCACACAGAUUCUAAGAAUGGGAAGAAGAUCGUUUAAGAAAUCUUGAUCCAGUGUGGCUGCAGUGGUCCACAUACUCUCUGAGCUUCGCCAUGCCGCCCAAAGACAACAAGAAGAAGAAGAAGAAGGAUGCUGGAAAGUCGGCCAAAAAAGACAAAGACCCAGUAAAUAAAUCUGGUGGCAAGGCAAAAAAGAAGAAGUGGUCCAAAGGCAAAGUUCGGGACAAGCUGAACAAUCUCGUCCUGUUUGACAAAGCUACUUACGAUAAACUUUGUAAGGAAGUUCCCAACUAUAAGCUUAUUACUCCAGCUGUGGUCUCUGAGAGACUGAAGAUUCGAGGUUCCUUGGCCAGGGCAGCCCUUCAGGAGCUACUUAGUAAAGGACUUAUCAAGCUGGUUUCAAAGCACAGAGCCCAAGUAAUUUACACCAGAGACACAAAGGGUGGAGAUGCCCCAGCUGCUGGUGAAGAUGCAUAAACAGAUUCAAGCAUUUGGGAAAAUAAAACUUUAUUGAAUCAAAAAAAAAAA
Messenger RNA from Rattus norvegicus (Norway rat), 3286 nucleotides. NCBI's taxonomy places the organism in Eukaryota, Metazoa, Chordata, Mammalia, Rodentia, Muridae. The record is from RefSeq and is a predicted model, not a curated record.